Molecule: messenger RNA, 1217 nt
Organism: Ectocarpus sp. CCAP 1310/34
Lineage: Eukaryota; Phaeophyceae; Ectocarpales; Ectocarpaceae
Source: the annotation of a GenBank genome assembly
CAGCAGCCCCUUACCUGUUUCUUGCGUGUGCCGCUGCCACUGCUGUCGCUCCCCCAGUGCUGGUGCAGCUGCUGCUGCGUCCAAGCAUGCGGAGACUCGCCCCAAAUCACCGUCGUGGUCUUUUUCACGGUCAAUCAGCAGCUGGCGGAGGAAUAGAAGAUCAUGGCGAGCGGGGAUACUAGGGGAAUGCUGAAAGCCCUGGCUGCCAUGCUAAAGGACACGGAGACUAAAACAAGAAUGGUCCAAAAGGUGGGAUGCUUCUUGCGCUUGUUAGUGGGCGACGACAACGGCCUCUUCUUGGACUUGACAGGGGCCGCAACAGGGGCAGGCGGUGCUGUUCCAGAGGGCGAAACGAAGGCUCAGGCCGUUGAAGCAAUCCUGCACCUCUCCGACGCCGACUUCGCGUCCGUCUGUGCCGGCCAGCUCAGCCCCGAGAAGGCCUUCAUGAGAGGCCGUCUCGUCGUGAGGGGAAACCUUGUCCAUGCCAUGAAGUGCGGCCCGGUCUUCGAGCUCCUGCGUCCUCCUCCCCCACGAAUGGCACCGCGCGUUGCGCCAUCGAUGGUUAGACGAGGGCCACGAGAGGCAGUCGUCGCCUCCGCGGACGGCUAUCGGCGCGACUGUGAUGUUGUGUCGGCUCCGGUGUAUAGCCUUCUCGAGGAAUUUGUGCGUGGUGUUAGCAGGGGUACGUUGGGUUGGGGGGUUUGGGAGAGGGAUACGAAGCCCCCCUAUCUACAGUAGAGGUCCCUAUUUAGUGCCGGGGUGUGCGCCGAAAUUUCACCGGCACUAAACCAGACACCGGCACUAUUCGAAGUACAGCACGACUUGGUAUUCCAGUGUGUGCGAGCCGAAAACACCGGCACUAUAACGGCAACCGGCGCUAUUCAACCGGCACUAAACAGGGACCUUUACUGUAUUUCAUAAACGUGUACAACAAUAAUCGUCAAUGAGGUCCUGGCGUUGAUUUUGCGUUCUUCUCUUUCUCAUUGUUACUUACGAAGCGUUUCUUCAAAUUGUGUGUCUUCGUUGCGCAUAGAGUGUGCUUGUGCAAGCCGGGCGGGAGCAGAGGGUACGUACAUGGGGCGUGUUGGCUUUUGCCUCUACUCGCACACCGGUGGUGCCCGUGUAUUCCUAUGAAUAGAUGUAAUGUAAGGAUGUCUUCCUGUUUUUCCAAGUAAAUACAAAUGUUGUUGCUGGGAAGAAGAAAAAGGGUGGGGAGG